AUCGACCGCAGACUGCAAGAGAAAGAAGAGGAAUUCGACAACACAAGGAAGAACCACCAACGUGCCAUCGAUUCCAUGCAAGCCAGUCUGGAAGCUGAAACCAAGGGCAAGGCUGAGGCACUCAGGAUGAAGAAGAAGUUGGAAAGCGACAUCAACGAAUUGGAGAUUGCGUUGGACCAUGCCAACAAGGCAAACGCUGAGGCUCAGAAGAACAUCAAGAAGCACCAAAUCCAAAUCAAGGAACUCCAACAAUCCUUGGAAGAAGAACAGAGAGCUAGGGAUGAAGUUCGUGAACAGUACGCCAUGUCAGAGAGGAGAUGCAACGCCAUGCACGGAGAACUGGAAGAAAGCAGGCAGCUUCUUGAACAGGCUGACCGUGCUCGCCGUGCUGCAGACAGCGAGCUUGCAGAACUCCACGAGAAUGUAAACGAGCUCUCUGCACAAGCAUCCUCCCUUUCAAUGGCCAAGAGGAAAUUGGAGAGUGAGGUCCAGGCCCUCCACUCCGACUUAGACGAGAUGCUCAAUGAAGCCAAGUCUUCUGAAGAGAAGGCCAAGAAGGCCAUGGUCGAUGCCGCUCGUUUGGCUGACGAACUCCGCGCAGAACAGGAACAUGCUCUACAACAAGAGAAGAUGCGCAAGGCUAUGGAAGGACAGAUCAAGGAAUUGCAGAUCCGUUUGGAUGAAGCUGAGGCAGCUGCUCUCAAGGGAGGAAAGAAAAUCAUUCAAAAACUCGAACAGAAGGUUCGUGAAUUGGAGACAGAGUUGGAGAACGAACAGAGACGUCAUUCCGAAUCAGCCAAGAACGUCAGGAAAUCCGAACGCCGGGUUAAGGAAUUGCAGUUCCAGGCAGAUGAAGACCGCAAGAAUCACGAACGUAUGCAAGACCUGGUCGACAAACUGCAACAGAAGAUCAAGACCUACAAGAGGCAGAUUGAAGAGGCCGAGGAAAUCGCAGCUUUGAAUCUCGCCAAAUUCCGCAAGGUCCAACAGGAACUGGAAGAUGCUGACGAACGUGCCGACAUGGCAGAGAAUGCGGUUGCAAAACUUCGUGCCAAGAAUCGCAGCUCGGCAUCUGUUGGUCGCGCCAUGAGUCCUGUGCAAAUGGGAAAGCCCGGUCGCCCAAAGUCCAAAAUUGAAGAAGAGUAA
Molecule: messenger RNA, 1146 nt
Organism: Drosophila navojoa
Lineage: Eukaryota; Metazoa; Arthropoda; Insecta; Diptera; Drosophilidae
Product: myosin heavy chain, muscle-like
Source: RefSeq, a predicted model, not a curated record